Messenger RNA from Chlamydomonas reinhardtii, 2420 nucleotides. RefSeq lists its product as uncharacterized. The coding region runs from base 88 to 1956 and encodes 622 amino acids. The record is from RefSeq and is a predicted model, not a curated record. Lineage: Eukaryota; Viridiplantae; Chlorophyta; Chlorophyceae; Chlamydomonadales; Chlamydomonadaceae. The transcript is spliced from 7 exons.
UUUCCCCAGCAGCUUCUAUUUCUUUGUUUCCUUCUUCAUUCCUAAAUCCGACAAGCCUGCAUCGUGGGAGUGGGCUGCACAGCCAUAAUGAGUCCCGCGAAUACGUCUCAGGCAUCCGCGGCUCGCACUUGCAGCAGCAGCAGUAGCAGCAACGAGUGCGACAGCAACAGCAGUCGACAACGCAGGGUGCCUCGUCGCCGGCGCGCCGCGGCCGCGGCGCCUCUGCUGCUGCUGCUCUGCGCGCUCGUCGCGGCGCCGGCGCCGCCGCGCGCGCUCGCCCAAGGCCGCGCCCUGACGCAACAGCAGUCCGACGGCGGCAGUAGCAGCAGCAACAACAGCAGCAGCAGCAGCAGCAGUAGCGACGGAAGCGGGGUUGGCCAUGCCACGUCGGCUCGCGCUGGCAGAGGCGGCGGCGGCGGCGGCCUCGGCGCCUGGUCGGACCCAAACGCCAACUUCACAGUGCCUGUGACGGCGCGCGCUUUCAGAUUCGGCGCGGCGGGCGAGGCGGUGACGUUGCCCACCAAUCACUGUGGCUACGGCCCGCUUACAUCGCCCUACGUGGCGGGCAUCUCGCCCGCUAGCCCGCUGGCGCAGCGGCUGGCACAGGCGGGGUGCGGCGUGUGUCUGGAAGUGGCGUGUGCCGAGGGUUCCCCGGGCUGUCUGGUCCCCUCCGCCGCCGCGGCGCUGUCUCCGCCCUCCUCGCACUGGGGGUCACCCGAGGUGGCGGCCGCCACCAGCAAUGUGCUGGCGCCGGGGCGGCUGCUGCUGCAGGUCGCGGACACCUGCAACAGCUGCGACCCGCUGGACCUCAACCUGCACACCGACGCCUGGACCCGACUGGCCGACCCCGCCCGGGGGUCUGUGAAUGUGACCUACCGCCGAGUCAGCUGCCCGGCACUGGGCCGCAACCUGUCUGUGUACGUGAGCGGCCUGCGCACGAGUGAGGGCGGUUGGCUGCGGCUGUCAGCGAGGGACGUGGCCGGGGACGGACUGGCGGAGGUAGCCAUCGCGCACUGCCCGCGGCUGGCGGCGGCGGCGCCCGAGGCCAGCGCGCCGGCGGCGGCCGAGGCGGCGGCGGCGGCGGCGCCAGAGGCCAGCACGCCAGCCGCCGCCGCCGCCGUCGGCCCUGCAGCCCCGGCACCCAAGGUGGACGCCGCCGACCAGCCCGCCGCCGCCAAGGUGUUCGGCGGCGCACCAACCGCCAUCGAGCUAGCCCUGGCGCAAUUGGCGGCGGCGGGGCAGCAGCGCGCGUCCGGUGCGGAGGCGGCAGAGGGCGGCAGUAGCAGUAGCAGCGGCGGCAGUAGCAGCGGGGGCGGCGGCAGUAGCAACGCCGGCAGCCCCACACCCGCCGCUGAGAACACCACCCCCGCGCCUGAGAGCAGCAGUGCUAGCAGUACUGGCGGCAACAGCAGCGGCAGCAGUGGCAAUAGCGGCAGUAGCAGCAGUAGCAACGGCACCAGCGGCACCAGCAGCAAUAGCAACGUCUACGGCACGGGCUUUGGCGGCGGCGUGACUAGCCUCAGCGCCGGGGGUGGCGGCGGCGGUGGCGGCGGGGGUGGACUGACUCCGGGGUGUGCGGGCACGCUGCGUGGCCCCAGCUGGCGUGUCAUGCAAAACACAGUGGGGGCGUCAUGGGAGUUCAGCGGCCUCCCGCGUCUGCCGCUGGACCUAAGGCUGACGGAUGUGGCGGGGAGGGAGAUCAUUGUGUGGGGCGCCAUUCCCGGCGACACGGCCCCCGCGCUGUACGGCACACAUGCGCAGUUCCCGCCCAUGACGGCGGCUGACGUGGCGGCGGAGGAUGCGCAGGCGGCGGCGCAGGGCAUCGCCACGGGUGUGGGCCCAGGCGUGGGGCCGGGUAACGCCGGCGGCGGCGGCAGUGGCGGCGGUGGCGGCGGUGGCGGCGGUGGCGGCAGCAGCAGCAGCGGCGGCGGUGGCGGUGGCGGCGGCAAGCGCUGAGAGUGCUGCAGGGGCUAAGCCUAUUCAUCACCUAUUCAUCACUCGGGUAGGGUAAGGGGCAGGUUGGCGUAGUCCUGCGGUGUGCAGUGCAUUCCCAGACGGCCAGACCCCCAUAUACAACAGCCAUUUUGCAUUGACGGAGACCCCACCUAUGAAAAGGGGGGCAGGAUUUGCGGCAUGACCCCGUGUGUGGGGUGGAUGGGCCGAUGAGGUGGGGGUUCCGGCUGUGUCGUGUCGGAACGUUUGCGUGUCGCGGCGUGUAUUACAUAACGUGUGACGCUGGUGGUUUUAUAAGAGUGCCUGCGUUUUGCAUAUGACGUUCAAUGAACAUGUGGGCCAGCACUGGUCAGCGCGGACUCCUCGCACCUAGCGCUUGCGCCUUGCGGCGAUAACUGCAGUCCCUAGGCAAUUAUCACGCACGAAGGUCAAAGGGAAGUGACGGCAGUUGUUUAGAGUUUUGGUUG